UCUGUCAUGUCAGUUUUGUCAAAACUGCAAAUGGUCGACUGAUGUGGUUUUUGUUAAAUAAUUUCAUCGCUUUGUAUUUUAGCAUUUUAUAAACCACGGAAUUUGGACCAAACUAUUUAUUUACCCACUAAAAGUAUACUGGACUAUACCUGAGGAGACCCAGUGUCCGUGAUCUUGAACUCUUAUUGUCAUGGGGCAAUAUUUAUACCUCUUUCAUUAGUUAUAAAACCAAUAGCAUUUUUGGGUUAAUACACCAAUAGCUUAAAUACUGUAACAAUGACAACGUCUUCGGAAGACGUUUUGAUGAGCGUAAGCUACGUACGAUAUAAGAAGGGUGACGGUACCUUGUAUGUGAUGAAUCAGAGGUUGGCAUGGAUGCUGGAAAAUAGAGACACUGUUGCUGUAUCGCACAAAUAUGCUGAUAUUAAAACACAAAAGAUAUCACCAGCUGGUAAGCCUAAAGUGCAACUGCAAGUGGUGCUCCAUGAUGGAACAUGUUCCACAUUCCACUUUGUCAACCCUGCGGGCCCUGAAGCACAGGCUAAGGACCGGGACCAGGUGAAAGGCUUGCUGGUGAAUCUGUUACCUAAGUUUAAGAGGCAAAUUGAUGGAGAACUAGAGAUGAAGUCCAGGCUCUUGUCUCUUCAUCCAACUCUGAAGCAUUUAUAUGAAGACUUAGUAAUAUCAAAAGUGAUUAAUAGUGAAGAGUAUUGGAACACACCCACUUUGAAACAUUAUACUGAAUCUAAUAAUAUUAAGCAGGAGGCGGGUGUUUCCGGGGCUUUUCUAGCGGACAUCCAGCCCCAAACAGAUGGCUGCAAUGGCCUCAAAUAUAAUCUCACACAGGAUAUAAUAGACGCUAUAUUCAAAACAUAUCCUGCCGUCAGAAAGAAACAUAUAGACUAUGUGCCCAACAAGAUGACUGAAGCGGAAUUCUGGACUAAAUUCUUUCAAUCUCAUUAUUUUCACAGGGACCGCAUAGCGUCAUCUUCCAGCAAAGAUUUAUUUGGAGAAUGUGCAAAACUAGACGACCACGCCAUUGCCUCAGCUAUGAAGCACACCACACUGGACCUCACGGUGGAUCUGCCUAAAUUCACGGAGCCUAUUCCACUCUUACCCACGGAAGACGAAGCCCCCGUUGAGAAAGAUAAAGGCGACAGCACGUCCAUACAUAGGAAUAUGAUCAAACGAUUCAACCAACAUUCUAUUAUGGUGCUCAAAGCUAGUCAAAAAACAAAUUCUAGUAGUAGUGAUAGCAAUAAUAAAACUGCAAACAAUAACAAUAAAGUGGUAGAAAAUGGGGUUAAAGAAACAAAUGGCACUGCUGAGAAGAGGCCAGCUAAUGAAAAAAAUGCUUUAGAGCCCGUGGACAAGAGAAGGAGGAUAUUAGAGAAGAUACAUUAUGAAGAUCUAGAAGAUUCAAAUAGGAAUGAAGAUGCACAGGAACUGAAAUUAUCCAAGAUUGAAAGGUAUUUAUUAGGACCGUCGUCGCAAGUGAACCAAUCAGGUUCGAGUACGAAUCACCCGCCGCCUUUGUCGGCUCUAGCUUCAAUAUGUCAGGCGUGGUCGAGCGGGCAGCAGUGCGCGCGGCCGAUCCGCGUCGGCGCGGCGGGCUGUGUGGCCGCGCUCGGCGAGCUCAGCCCCGGCGGCGCGCUCAUGCGGCAGCACCACGCCGCCGCCAUGGCGCAACUAAUUCCGGCCGACGUGAAAUCCGAGCUGAACCGGCUGUACCUGUCCGCGGGGGAGCUGCUCCGCGAGCUGUGGCGCUGCUUCCCCGCGCCCGCCGCGCCCGCGCAGGAGGCGGACAGUGCGCGCGCAGACAACUUCUACGCGGCGCUGCUCCGCUUCAGGAACGUCAAGCUGAGGCCGUUUGAGGAGAAAAUGCUUCACGACCUGACACCACUAGCGACAUCACUUACGAAACACAUCAACCAAAUGAUAGAUGUGGCCUGUACGAAGUACGCGCUUUGGCAACAAAGGCAAGCCAAACUUCGGUAGUAUUGUAGUACCAGGGGACUUAUUCUCGGUGUCAUCCAGACCUAUAUUCUUAUUGUGUUUAUCCAACAAGGCUGGCACAUAACUGCCAUAACCGGUAUCUUACACAGUGGAAUACGCCAAAAUGUCGACAUAAUCCGCACUGGGACUGGAACUGGGUUAUAUUCGUUUACAACUAGGCGUGUAACGUAAAAUGAAAAUCAUCAUCCAUUAAUUACGUCACACGUUUAGGGGAGGGAGGAGGUCAAGAAAAUGUGACAUAUUGUGACAAGGGGAGGGGGGAGUCACAAACUUUGUGACGUCACUUUAACUUCACCUGUAACCGACAAUUGCUUUGAUUUUUUAAAUUCGCUUUACAGUGAAUUAACUAGUUUUUAAAGGAUGAAUCGUUUUUAUUCGUGUUUUUUUUCCUGAUCAGUUUUGUGUCUUCAAAUUAAAAUAAUCAUAUUUAAUUCGAAUUGCUAAUUUCGUUGAAAACAAUAUUGCCAAACAACACAAUAUUACAAUAUUGCUGGGACGUUAGUUAGCCGCGACCACCACCAGUGAAACCUGUGUCGAAACGUCAAAUAUCGGUAAAUAAAGGUAACAAAAUAAAUUGGCGGUAGACCCGAUUGUAAAUGUGAUUUAAUAUGUGUUCAAAACGCGAAAGUUUUAAAUGCCAAAUAUCUGACGUCACACCAGGGGGGAGGGGGGGUUGCCAAAUGUGACCUGGCGUGACAAGGAGGGAAGGAAGGAUAAAAAAAUCAUGAAAUUCGUGUGACGUAAUUAAUGGAUGGCCGCUUAUUUUAAUGGUUUUUAGGGUUCCGUACCCAAAGGGUAAAAACGGGACCCUAUUACUAAGACUCCGCUGUCAGUCUGUUUGUCACCAGGCUGUAUCUCAUGAACCGUGAUAGCUAGACAGUUGAAAUUUUCACAGAUGAUGUAUUUCUGUUGCCGCUACAACAACAAAUACUUAAAAGUACGGAACCCUCGGUGGGCGAGUCCGACUCGCACUUGUCCGGUUUUUUUUCUUGAUAUAUUCAUACUUGUAAGUCAUAGGUUUUGGCUAUUAUAUACCCGUAGGUCGAUUACGGUGACAACGAGAAUAGGUCUACAAUAUGUUUGAAUUAUAAUUAGUGUCAAUAGUAAUUAAAACUGAUCACUUUGAAUGGAACUUGCCAUACAAUGUAACCCGUUUUCAUUGCUUGACUUGAGGAUUAAUAUCAACUGUAAAUUAUACUCUAGAGGGCCUUAUGGACCGUAUCUUUGUAAAUUGUAUAUUCAGGUUAAUUGAAGACUAAGAGUAACUAAUUUGAAUAAUUAUUGGCAUAAAAGAUUUGAAAGAACUCAAAAAUUUAAAUUACUUAAUAUCAAUUAUUACCAAUACUAAAGUGCUAUGUUAAACUGACCACCAAAUAAAGUAAAAUAAAACGUUAUAAAAUUACUUUCUUUUACUGAACAUAGUUAAGUGAUCAUUAAAAUUAAUAAAUCUCCAUUUUAUAAAACAAUAACGAAAAAUUUUACAAAUUACUAUCCCAUUUAAAGCAAAUAACUCCAAAUUGAUUAUUGAUAACCCAAAAAUAGUAAAUGUUCCAAAAACAUCACCUUUAAAAUAUCAAAUGUUUUGCUAAUAAUAGUAAACUCACUAAGGAUGUAUUAAAAGUAAAUUAUAUCAAAACAAGACAAUAUGCAGUAAGUAAGUAGGUACUCUAAUUCAACCAAAUUUCAACGGCUCCGGUGCUGAGGAGAGUGCAGUCCCCUUCCGCAUCUCCCGCUUUGCAAAAACACUGGGGCAGGUCAAACAAGACUACAUGGAUAGUAUUGUACCUACUCUGAUUAGCUUUUUGUGACGAAUUAAUUUAAAUCUUUGGGUAGCAACAGUAACUUAAAUUUCGGUGAUCACUUACCACUUUUGGUGUUUGAAUAUUAGAAGUGCAGUUAUGAUUAAAAUAGGUACCUAGAGAGAGCUUGGGGUAUACAUAAUUUGUUGGUCAUUAAAUUUAUUUGUUGCCAAAAAAAUCAGUAGUUAAUACAUAAUCAACCAUAUUUGUAUUUAUCCAUAUAAUGUCACUGUGUUGUGGCUACUUCUAGUGCAGUUAAAUUUAUGCAUCGAUUUACUUUUAUUAUGAGUGACAAAAAGUCUAAAUACGAUUUGUUUAGGUACAACUUGGAUCUGAACAUUUUGUAGGUUUGCUUUCUAAUUUUCAUAAUUAUAGAAGCAAAGCAAAACUUAAAUAAACAGGUGUUAAAGAAAAUAUUAAUAUAAAUAAAAAACACAACAAAAGCAAUAAUUAAUGUCAUGUCUUAUAUUUUAAUAACUAUAACUAUGGUCUUGUAAUUUAAAGGACAUUAUGAUGUUAACGAGGGAAGUGUUAUGGUAUGUCAUUUUGUACACAAUAA
Messenger RNA from Cydia strobilella, 4374 nucleotides. RefSeq names its product general transcription factor IIH subunit 1 (gene Tfb1). Gene Ontology annotation, cellular component: transcription factor TFIIH holo complex; transcription factor TFIIH core complex. The record is from RefSeq and is a predicted model, not a curated record. Gene Ontology annotation, biological process: nucleotide-excision repair; transcription by RNA polymerase II; transcription by RNA polymerase I. NCBI's taxonomy places the organism in Eukaryota, Metazoa, Arthropoda, Insecta, Lepidoptera, Tortricidae. The transcript is spliced from 11 exons. The coding region runs from base 277 to 1998 and encodes 573 amino acids.